Molecule: messenger RNA, 1825 nt
Organism: Myzus persicae (green peach aphid)
Lineage: Eukaryota; Metazoa; Arthropoda; Insecta; Hemiptera; Aphididae
Exons: 4
Coding region: 82-1245 (387 amino acids)
Source: RefSeq, a predicted model, not a curated record
ACGGUUUUAUGAACAUACUUUAUUUUAUAUAAAAGAUAGUACUGUUAUACAAUUAACACAUUUAGCCCUCUCGCGAUCAAGAUGAAGUUGUCGUUGGUUUUAGCUUUAGCUGUUUACAUCUCUCACUCUGUUGCAGAUGAAAUAUCCGAUUACGUAAAUUGGAGAUAUGACAAUGAUACGAUACCCGAGAUGUUGCCGAGAAAUAUGCGAGAAAAGAGUGACGAAGAAAUUGGAAAAGCUGUUUAUAAUGCGUACUCAAAUCAAAUUAGAGUUGUCUCUGAAUACAGUGGUCAUGUUUAUGACCCCCCAUUUCCAUUAGGAUAUUUAAAAAAUGAAUGUCCCGUACCGAAUACACACACAUAUCAAUCAGAAAAUGACUUGAUCGAAACUAAUGUCGAAUGGAAAGAGGCCAAUAUUAGAGGAAGCUAUUAUUAUUCAAAUACCACAUACUUUGAUCAAGGAAACUAUCAUAUUCAAUUAGAGAACUUAAAAUACCAGGCGAAUACGCCUCUUUCCGAAAACACCAUGAAAUAUCCAGCUUCAGUGCCAAAAUCGAGCAUUUCAUAUGAAACUGUUAAAGCUUCAUUUUCAGGAAACAUUAAAGAUGUGACAAACGUCAACGACUUGUAUAAUCUAAAAUACUUCCUGGAAGAGGUCGCUUCCCAACACAUCGCUGAUAGUGUAGCGAAAUCCAUGCAGCCUAACAUUUCUAUCGCAGUCAGACAAGCAAUUAGACCUUACAUCAUGUUCAAGAACGUGUCGGAUCCGCAUUUCAAAGGAUUUACUGCCAGUACGGCUUCGGGUAUACAACUCGUGGUCGACGACGUCUUCACUAAUGGUUUAAACCAAACCAAUCAAAGGGUAAAAAAUAUGGUCGCUGACAUGGCUAACAAGAAAUUGAUAUCGACAACCGAGUUGGUGAUGCAUUAUUUGAGCGGCACUUUCCGAAUGCAACUCACCAGAGACAGCAAACAGUACACGGGUUAUGUUAUGUUCGAGAUCGAAAACAUCAACGUAGUUCCAACCAUCAAUAUGUUCAAUCGUGACGAAUGCACCGCAAACACCAACAUUAAAAACGUCAGAGUUAAGGUUGAUCCUGCAGAAUUCAACUUGUCCAAAGAUGAUGAGGUGGAAGUAAACAGUGUUGUAGUGGACGAAUUUAUUAAAACCCUCAAGAAAAAAUUCAACAACACCGUUUGCAUAGCUUUAGGAGACAUGCUUAACUCCAAGGCCGGAAACUAUUAAUCGCAUACAUUUUUUAGGUAAUCCAGAUAAUCCGUUUACUAAGAAUUUUUGUAAUUUAUACAUAGGUAUAGGUGGUCCAUUGUGAAAGGGUUACAGGCGUUGAAACUCUACUUUGUAAACUAUUUCAAAGAUUUUUUCCAUUUAUUACAGUUGAUUUAUAAGAAAUGCCUAACACUUACCUUUUGUCUCUAAAUAUAUUUAUGAUUAUUGUUAUUACUUAUUAUGUUAUCACUUUUCUUAAGCAAUGCAUUUAAUUUAUAUUUAUAAGGCUGGACCAGACUUAGGUAAGUGUAGUUUGCUGGACCUAUAUACUUUAAUAGAGGUCUAUUUUUAAUAUUUUUUUCCAAAUUUUGUUCUUUAGUAGUCAACAAAAUACUUAUUUCCACAUCGUUUUUUAUAACGCGGGCCUAUGAAAUCGAAACUACACAUGUUUAAAAGUUGUACAUUUUUUAUUUAUUAUAGUAGAAAUAAAUAUUGUCAUUAUUUGUUAAGCUACGAUAACCCGAUAGCAGUAUAUAUUUAAUUUGUAUAUGUACUAAAUUAUUAAAAUAAACAGUAAAAUAAUUUUGUCAAAAAAUAA